AUGCUCAGCGCCAUAUAUAGAGGCCCCAGAACGCGAAGGAUCAAGAAACGGGAUAAAAAGGAUGAGAAGCGACCGAGAACCGCGUUCACGUCCGAUCAGCUGGCCAGACUCAAGAAGGAAUUCCAGGAAAACAGAUACCUGACGGAGAAGAGGCGACAGGACCUGGCACGCGAUCUCGGGCUGAACGAGAGUCAAAUCAAGAUCUGGUUCCAAAAUAAACGCGCCAAAAUAAAAAAGUCCGCAGGCCAGAAGAACCCGCUGGCGUUGCAGCUGAUGGCGCAAGGGCUGUACAACCACUCGACCAUCCCCAUCCGGGAGGAGGACGACGAGAAGAUCCUGCCGCCCGUAUGAUCCUCGGUCUACGGGUCGUCCCUUCCCUACCAGAGCCGCUGAGACGAGGACGAGGAGGACGAGGGUCUUCCGAGACGACGGCAGGAGCGAUGGAGGACGCGCUGGAAAGGAGGGCGGAGUGAACGAGGAG
This is a messenger RNA of Penaeus monodon (black tiger shrimp), 481 nucleotides long. RefSeq names its product homeobox protein engrailed-like A. Bases 1 to 351 code for a protein of 116 amino acids. Gene Ontology annotation, molecular function: RNA polymerase II cis-regulatory region sequence-specific DNA binding; DNA-binding transcription factor activity, RNA polymerase II-specific. The record is from RefSeq and is a predicted model, not a curated record. Gene Ontology annotation, biological process: regulation of transcription by RNA polymerase II; neuron differentiation; multicellular organism development. NCBI's taxonomy places the organism in Eukaryota, Metazoa, Arthropoda, Malacostraca, Decapoda, Penaeidae. The transcript is spliced from 4 exons. Gene Ontology annotation, cellular component: nucleus.